AUGCGCUCAUUACUGCCAGGCCUUGCCUUGUUUGCCUCUGGCCAUGCCGCUCUCGCGGCGUUCACAUCCCUUACCGCCAAAGAAACGUUUGCUCGUAUGACACCAGGUUGGAACCUGGGGAAUACUUUGGAUGCGCUGCCGACUGAGGGCAGCUGGAUGGCUCCUGUGCAGAACGUCACCUUCUCACAAAUCUAUGCCGAAGGAUUCCGGAGUGUUCGUAUUCCUAUUACAUUCAAUGAUCACUUUAUCUCGGAUAACCCAAAUUACACGGUCGACCCGGCUUGGCUCUCUCGUAUCAACUAUGUAGUGGAUGCUGCACUAUCCACAGGGUUGUUUGUGGUGGUCAAUGUUCACCAUGACAGUUGGAAUUGGGCAGAUAUGGCAGGGCCCAAGCCUGACAUUGAUGCUCGCAAGGCCAAAUUCGAAAAGCUCUGGCAACAGUAUGCUUCUCUCCUCAAGGAUAAGAAUGAACGACUCAUUUUCGAGUCGAUAAAUGAGCCAACAGGCUCGACCCAAGUUGACGCGGACAUUGUGAACGAUCUAAACCAACGGUUCGUGAACAUUGUGAAGGGCUCUGGUGGUAACAACGCUCAGCGCGUUGUAUCCCUGCCGGGAUUGAACGACAAUGCGCAAUAUCUUACCCAGUGGUUCAAGCCCCCAACAGGCUAUCCAGCAGACAAGUGGUCGGUUCAGUUCCAUUAUUAUAACCCUUGGGACUUCGUGAUGAAUCAAUGGGGAAAGACAUGGUGGGGAAGCGAUGCGGACAAAGCUUUGAUCGAGAGUGAAUUCGCACCUGUAAGGGGUAACUUCUCGGUGCCCAUCUUGCUGGGAGAGUACAGUACCAGUGCUCCAGGGUUUGCGAUUGAGAAAGCAUCGGCGUGGGCAUGGUUUGAUACGGUUACCCGCACAGCUGUCAAGUACAGUAUUGUACCCCAGUGGUGGGAUAAUGGUGGAGAGUACUUCGACCGCCCUACAGGCAAAUGGCACGAUAUCACCACCAAAAACAUCGUAAUGGCUGUCGUUGCCGGAAAAAUCAAUAGCUACCCAUAUAGCGGUAAUGGGACAGUCUGGCUCAAAUCAGGUGCCAGUGCUGUUCCGCCGGUCUAUCUUCAAUACAACGGCAACACACUUAAGGGGAUCUAUACCCCAAGUGGCACCAAGCUCACUUCUGGAAAGCAUUAUACCAUUGUGAGCAGCCCACUUCCAGGGUUUGCGUUGACCUCUUCGUACAUCAACUCUCUCGGCGCCACCUCAAAACUCGGGGAACUUGGACGCGUAAUUGUUAGGCUUAGCUCUGGCGCCGAUCUUGAAAUUGACAUUCGCCGAUACGCUCGUCCUAGUAUCCCCAAUGGGACCAUCAACGUUUCUGCCAACAGCGACUACGGCUUCAGUUAUACUUCGAACGGUGCGAAACUCGCAACCGUCAAAGCUCUUGGUCCAAACGGCGAGUACUUGAAGGACGACUGGACUCAAUGGUUGGGCCCUCUUCAAGCUGGGAGGAUCAAUUGGAAUGGGGACUAUAGUGUGAGCGAGGACGAAAAGCUAUUAAUUAUUCGCGGUUCUCUGUUAAGCACAAUUAAGAGUUUCGGAAAGCCUGUAACGCUCACUUGGGAAUUCUGGCCCCGCACGGAUAGUUCAAACACUGCAACUACUGUAGUAACAGUGACAUGA
Messenger RNA from Rhizoctonia solani, 1671 nucleotides. RefSeq names its product Cellulase (glycosyl hydrolase family 5 protein). Gene Ontology annotation, molecular function: beta-glucosidase activity. Gene Ontology annotation, biological process: glucan catabolic process. Lineage: Eukaryota; Fungi; Basidiomycota; Agaricomycetes; Cantharellales; Ceratobasidiaceae. Gene Ontology annotation, cellular component: extracellular region; cell surface. The transcript has 11 exons. The record is from RefSeq and is a predicted model, not a curated record. The coding region runs from base 1 to 1671 and encodes 556 amino acids.